AGCCAUUUUCGCUCAAGUUUGGCUCAAGCGAUAUCGGCUCAAACUUUGAGCUGAUUCCUUGGCUGACACUACGUAUCGCUGCGCCGCGCUACGCUUCGCAACGCUUCGCUACAGUACUCUACGCUACUCCACGUACCAUGAUGCAUGUGUGUUCGUUCCUUGUACGCGUGCUUCUUGGCAGCGCACUCACAUCUGAUGGUCUGUGCGUUCAGCCAUCGAGUCAAGACUCCAGAGCCAGAAGCGGAGACAGGCAUAAUGGGUACGGAGAUACGUUGUUGCGAACGGCUGAAGGUUGCCCCAGUCGGUCAAUACCAUAUAAUGCGUCCACGUGUGUGACAGAUGUAAUGGAUUACGAAUAUUGGUUGCCUCCUCCAGACGUGUACAAUCACUACAUGGCGCACGAAGAUUGGUCACGAGAUCAGAAUGAAUUAUGGAAACACAUCACUAAGCUACAAGAACCUGCAGCGUGCAACAACCAAGAGUGGCACCUCAUAAAGUUCACUGUGCAUGGCUUCGCAUACAAUUUGUACAUAUUUGUAUUUCUCGCUGCAAGAUAUUUGGACAAUCGUGCGCCAGUGUUGGUUGGCAAUUCCAAGUACCGCUUGACGGAUACCAAAUGUGGACGAGGAUAUCUAUGCACCCUGUCGCCGUUAACACAGUGUCGUAUGGAGAACAUCGAUCCGGCUCUGGUCAAGGUAACAGGAGAAAAUCCUGGGGCAUCGGAUCUAAGCACGAUAUGCUCGCCAGGUGGUAAAUAUGAUGUUGAACUUGGUGGAUGUAAAUGCGACGAGGGUUAUUUUCCAUGGACGGAGGGAUGCAGUCAAUCGCCUGAUAAUGAAGAUAAGGUAUUGUGGCAGGAGUGGUAUACUGCGCAUCCCUUGAAUUACAUGCGCUCAAGAGAUUACUAUUACAGGGCACCCGGGGAAGCCAAUUGGCAGAGCAAUCCAGACAGCGCUGCAAAUGACAUACCUGAUGAUUCGUGGGCAGAAAAACGAUCGCUGACAUGGUGGCAUGCGCAGCACCUCUGGAAUUUCUACAAAGAUUCACCUGAAACCAAAGAAAUGAAUGAAUGGCUUGCAGCCAAACAUAUGUCACCCUCGUGCGUCUCCGUGCAUGUCCUGCACAACGAUGCGUGUGAGGAUGAUUAUAACCCAUGGAAGCGUUGCUUCAAAUUCGAGGACUAUUCGACUCAAUUGGACGUCAUGGAUAGAUUGUACGGUCCAUUCGAGCACGUCUACUUGGCCGCGGAUGAUCAUGCUGUAAUUGAGGACGCCCAGCAGAGUCGAUGGUCUUCACGCCUCAUCCGCCAAGGGUAUGAUCGUGCCAAGUAUCGUGGCAACGUUGGCAACUCGGACAUGUUCGAAAAAUAUUCGGCCACAAGAGCAAUCAAGCGUGAUAUAUUUGCCAUGUCAAAGUGUAAAGCAUUCAUCGGGACAAUGUCAAGUUCCAUCGCCUGGGUUACAUAUGAGCUGAUGAUGGCAAGGCAUGGGCAUUACGUAGCUUUCAUCUCGUUGCAAGGGGCCUUCAAUGACAAGAUUAUCGGCGGAUGACCAUUUCGCCCGUAGUCGUAGUCGUAGCAGUAGUAUAGUAGUAUUAGUAGUCGUCGUCGUAGUCAUAGUCGUAGUCGUAGUAGCCAGCCGCUGUUUAUUUGUGUAGCGGACCUGGCAUCCUUUCACGCUCGAGCGCGUUCUUUCGCCAGCAGAUGUUCAGAGACAGGUGCUAUGAUAAUCUCGUAUUGUUCAGCACUGGCUUGAACGACGCAGUAACCUGUGGGUGACACACUUCGUCCUGAAUCAUGAGCAAGCACUGGCUGCUCAGAGGGUGCGGACAUGGCCUUGGCAGUCAACUCCGCCUUGGCAGUGUGACAACAGCCAGGGUUCGCGUUUGCUGCCGGCCGUUCAAAGUGUCAUCAGGGGCGGUGCUGUGGGUCAUGUGAGACAUUGGGACGGGAUGGGCCAGGUUCGGUGGGACGAGGGUGUCGCGUCUGUGCGGUCUUAUGUGUUGCAGCUCUCAGGAGUCGGCUUCUGUCGCCGUAGGUGGCAAUCGCCACAUCGGUGCCACCAGUCGCCAGUUUAUGUUGCCUCUUCGGAGCAGUUUCAAAGCUGGAGAACAAUUCCAGUUUCAAAGCGGGAGGUUGGGGAGGGGGGCCGCAACGCACGCGCGAACCAAUACAAUAUAAUCAUGACUUACUUCUGCAGUUUCAGAUCGGCGUCACCAGUCGCCAGUUUUUGUCGCCCUUUCGGAGCAGCUUCAAAGCUGGAGAGAAAUGCCAGUGGCCAAGGGUGAGGUUGGUGUGGUGGGGAGGAGUGAUCCGAAACGCUCUAGUACCAGCUUGCGGCACUGUGGAGCGUUUUUCGGUUGGGCACACAGUUCACCUUUUAAUGAUGCUCUGGCAGCCAGACCACUUAAAAGCGCAGCCGUCCUCCCGUCUCCCUUGACGGAGUGGCGCCGCCCCUUCACCAUCCCAGAUGUCUCUUCGAUCUCGAUAUCCCGCUUCCUACGUUGGAGGUGAUCUAGUCGCCUUUGCAGUUUCGAUUCGGAGCUCGUCCAACCGCGUAGUGUAUGCCGAGGCUUCCCUUUCUGCACUACGUCCGUAUGCCUCCUCUGCGUGGGUGCCUACGCGCAUGCUGCUGCAGCGGAUAGGCCAGCUCUUUCUGGCGCCUUCCGGCGAGCUCUUCCUGCUGUUUCCACGGUCACCCAAUAUGCAGAGGAGUGUUUCCUGUGACAA
Prorocentrum cordatum is the source of this 2728-nucleotide messenger RNA. The record is from the annotation of a GenBank genome assembly. Lineage: Eukaryota; Dinophyceae; Prorocentrales; Prorocentraceae.